Molecule: messenger RNA, 1517 nt
Organism: Stereum hirsutum FP-91666 SS1
Lineage: Eukaryota; Fungi; Basidiomycota; Agaricomycetes; Russulales; Stereaceae
Product: DNA glycosylase
Exons: 4
Coding region: 207-1424 (405 amino acids)
Biological process (GO): base-excision repair
Molecular function (GO): catalytic activity
Source: RefSeq, a predicted model, not a curated record
ACGACGCAGGCGCAAAAGCCUAUAUAAACCCGCAUCCUCACGACGCGACAUAACUUUUUCUUCACUUGCCCCUAACCUCCGUCAUUUCUUCGCAGGCUUUAGCUCGUUGUCUGCUGCGUUCUGCUCGCCUUGCUCGUCUUCCCUCAUCUGUCGCUUGUCUCAGUCUUAGUUUGCGUCAAUACUCUGUGUGGACAUCUAACCUGGCCAUGUCGAAAAAUGCCAGUAAAGUUCCCAAGGUCGAGGAUGAUAUCCUCCCUGAAACGAAGCGUACACGCUCGCACUCAGUUUCUUCGCUGUCCUCAUUGUCCUCUGGCCCUGCUUCCGCUAUCGAUGCUCCGUCUCCAACUAAGAGACGCAAACCCAACAACUCUGCCACUAUAGAAAUUAAACCGGAGCCAUCCACUCCAUCCAGACGCAAACGCGUUACCGCCUCGACCACUUCUACACCUGCCAAACGUUCUACGAAAAUCGAUCCAGACUCGCCUACCGCAGCAGACCGCCAACGCACCAAAAAGCUCUCAAUCCUCUCAGAAUUCUCGUCCACAUCCCCCUUCCCGACUUACCCACACCCAACUCCCUCCGAAGCCGAGGAAGUCUACCAAAUCCUCGCCGCCGCACACCCGGGCAAAGCCCACGUCCGGAAACCUGUAGCGGGACCCAGCAUCGGGAUGACGAAGAAUUCUGCGGAGACAUGUGGGCGGAGUCCGAACGUUUUGGACGCGCUCAUCGGGACAAUUUUGAGCCAGAAUACGAACUCCAAGAACUCGACGGGCGCGAAGAAGUCCCUCGAUGCGGCAUUUUGCUUCCACAAAUUUUCGCGCAUCGCCAACGCACCUACGGAGGACGUCGUCGAAGCCAUCAAGAGCGGAGGGCUCGCGAGACGGAAGGCAGGGAUCAUUCAGGGCUUGUUGAAGAGUGUGAAGGAGAAGUGGGGGAGGUACUCGCUGCAAUUUCUGAUGGAGGGGCGUUGGUCCGACGAAGCCAUCAUGCGCGAACUCGUAUCCUAUCCUGGCGUUGGACCGAAGACCGCAGCCUGCGUAUUGCUGUUCUGCCUCGGACGAGACAGCUUCGCGGUGGAUACGCAUGUGUUCAGGCUCAGUCGGGUGUUAGGAUGGGUGCCGAGGGCGAAGAGCGCUACGAAAGUCGCCAUCGACCGCGUAAACACCCAAAUGCACCUCGACGUUCAUAUCCCGCCUCACCUCAAAUAUCCGCUUCAUGUCCUAAUGGUGACGCAUGGGCGAGCAUGUAAGGGGUGCAAGAGCGUGAAUACAGAGACUGGGAGAGCUCUGGGGAAGGAGGAGGGGUGUGUUUUGAGGAAGUGGGUUAGAGAGACGGAGAGUGGCGGUGGAAAGGUUUUGAAGCCAGAAGAGCAGGCUGAGGGAAGAGAUGAAGAGGAGUCGAACGAUGAAGUUAUCGAGUCGUGAGGUGCAGAGGUGUGACUUUGUGUGGCGUGCGGACUUCCUGGAUUGUAUCGUGUCUUUAUUCUAUUCCCUGGACAUCCUGUUAAUAUAGUAACU